AUGUCAUUGUCAGCUGCCGCUAAUAACAUUUCUGAUUCAGAUUUCCAAAACAUUGGGCCAGCCCCAAGACCCCCCGGUGCUUCCUACAACAAGACACAGCCCAUCACCAACUACCUCGGAAACUUGGAUUUGAGCGAAAAGCGUGAUGGGAGUGGCUCCUCAUCCCGCGAAAAUCGGCUAGCCCGCGCGACUUUCAGCAAGAAAAGUGGUUGGAUACAGUACAAGGAUGACGGAUUGUUGUCCUUUUUAUGGCAGAAACGGUUCAUGGUUCUUAGCGACUCGUACUUGACACUGUACAAGAAUGAGCCACGGUCGGUUAAUGAGGAUCCAGUUUUGCAAGUACCACUUACGACUAUUGUGAGUGUUAGUCGGACACAAUUAAAACAAAACUGCUUUGAAGUGGUGAGGAAUCAUGACCGAGGCUCCAGCGGUGGUUCUGGGAAUUCCAGUCUUGCUGGCGCAGGGAAUGGCACAUCUGGAAGCUCCUCUUCAUUAGCUUCGUCAAGCUCCGACUAUAAUCGGAAGACCAUGUACAUUUCAACAAAAACGGAGAUCGAGCUUCACUCGUGGCUGGACGCGAUUUUUGCCAAAUGUCCUUUAUUGAGCGGAGUUUCCUCACCGACAAACUUUACCCACAAAGUCCACGUCGGUUUCGACCCCGAGACAGGUUCUUUUGUCGGAAUGCCCUCUAACUGGGAAAAACUUCUAAAACAUUCACGAAUUACGGGCGAGGAUUGGAAUAACAACUCUGCAGCCGUGAUCCAAGUGUUACAAUUUUAUCAGGAGUAUAACGGUGCAGGAAAUGGUACCAGUACAGGUACUGGGCCGAACGCCGGUGCUGGCAUCAGUAACGCUUCUGCUGCGUCUUCAUCGUCCUCCUUACCAGGAAGCCGCAACCCUAACGCCACCAUCACAUCUAAGUCCAGCCAACAGAGCUUAACAGAUAUGCACCCACAACGAAAACCACCAAGUCCGCCUUCUCUGGCUGAUCCUCGUCGUCCAAAUCUACAGGUAUCAACAUCUAACCAGCAUGGUCGAAGUCCUCAACAACCAUAUGCAAAACCUCUCAAUUAUUCCCUAUCAUCACCUUCGCAAGGCAGACCUCCACAGUCGCAUUUACCAUCAGCCUCCGUCUCUGCGCAAGGGGUAACGCUUGCCCAAAAAUCUACCCAUGGCUCAUGGAAACAACAAACUUCUCCAACGCCACUACAAGUUAAAAAGACACCCACUAAACGACCUCUUCUGCCGCAGCAAGAUCCAUCGCGUACUCAGCAUAACAUGCAAAAUCCAUACGCUCCAAAGCCUGCACUAUCUCAAUCUGCUAACAGCUCGAAGGAAAUUCUGAACCAAAGACGAGGACCACAGCUGCCAAGCAACUCGUCGUAUAAUGGUAACACCAGUCCGCCUCCUCGGCUCCAUCCUCAAAGAGCUGCGCCUUCUGCGCCUUCUGCGCCAAAAUCCCCCGCAGAGGCAAGCGCCAGUACCGCGGCUGCUCUCGCUAUGCGUCAGGAUCCCAAGUCGGAGGCCGGUCAUAACCAUCUUCAGCCAACCAGGGAUGCCCCAAAGAAACCUGAUAUAUCCAAGGGCCCACACCCGAAGAAUGACGUUGGCGUAACAAAGCAACGUAAACCUUCUAAACCUACCAUGUCCAACGCCGAAAUCAUGAGAAAAUUGAAAAGCGUAACUUUCAGUACUGAUCCAAGCUCCCAUUUCCAAAUGAUCGAAAAGGCAGGGCAAGGCGCCAGCGGUUCUGUUUAUUUGGCGAAAAGAACUCAGUUGCCGGUCUACGGCGAUGGAUACUUAAAUGAUCAGAUUGGCGAACAACAUAUCGGGGAUAAAGUGGCUAUAAAACAGAUGAUUCUCUCUAAGCAGCCCAGAAAGGAAUUGAUAGUGAAUGAGAUUUCGGUGAUGAAAGAUUCUCAACACAAAAAUAUUGUGAAUUUCCUGGAAGCAUACUUAAAGACCGAGGACGAUUUGUGGGUGGUGAUGGAGUACAUGGAGGGCGGAUCGCUCACAGAUUUGAUAGAAAACAGUCCUACAAAUGGAAGCAACUAUUCACCCUUAACAGAACCUCAAAUUGCCUAUAUUGUACGGGAAACUUGUCAAGGCUUGAAAUUUUUACAUGAUAAACAUAUCAUUCACAGGGAUAUCAAAUCAGACAAUGUGUUGUUAGACAUAAGAUCCAGAGUCAAGAUAACUGACUUUGGAUUUUGUGCGAAACUUACAGACAAACGGAGCAAAAGGGCCACAAUGGUAGGCACACCGUACUGGAUGGCCCCAGAAGUUGUUAAACAGCGGGAAUACGACGAGAAAGUGGACGUGUGGUCCUUAGGGAUUAUGGCGAUAGAAAUGCUGGAAGGUGAGCCACCGUACUUGAACGAAGAUCCGUUGAAAGCGCUCUACCUCAUUGCCACAAAUGGAACACCAAAGCUUAAGCAACCUGAAGGCCUUUCUUUGAAAAUCAAAAGAUUCUUAAGUGUUUGCCUCUGUGUCGACGUUAAAUACCGAGCAUCAACCGAAGAACUACUGCAUCACAGCUUUUUUGAUAUAAGUUGCGACCCCUCUGACUUGAGUCCUCUUCUCGAUUGGAAGAGGUGA
This is a messenger RNA of Lachancea dasiensis, 2598 nucleotides long. The record is from the annotation of a GenBank genome assembly. NCBI's taxonomy places the organism in Eukaryota, Fungi, Ascomycota, Saccharomycetes, Saccharomycetales, Saccharomycetaceae.